Molecule: messenger RNA, 1731 nt
Organism: Seminavis robusta
Lineage: Eukaryota; Bacillariophyta; Bacillariophyceae; Naviculales; Naviculaceae
Source: the annotation of a GenBank genome assembly
AUGGCACCUGCUCUGACGCUUCCUCCUCCCCGGAACGCUCCACCCGGUACGCAACAACCAGCAGCCACCGCCGGCAAGAAAAAGGCACCGCCCAAUAAUACUAAGCCUCGCAGCAAGGCUCCAUCGUACGCCGAACGGUGUUGUUUGGCCCGUGAAGCCGCUUCCAAAAAUCCCGAAGAACGUCGCCGAGGACCCAAAUUGUUUGUCCCCCGGUCUCUGCAAGACUUUGACGAUGGUGGAGCCUAUCCGGAGAUUCAUGUGGCGCAAUACCCGAGACACAUGGGAAAUCCUCAUUUGAAAAAGACGGCCGGCAGUGGCGCCGCGGGGGCGCAGACCACCAGUAAGGCCAUUGUGAGUGUCCAAGUGGACAAGGACGGUGAAGUGAGCUACGAUGCCAUUGUCAAGGGAGGGACCAAUUCGGACAAGACGGUCUAUUCUCGCUACGAAGAUUUGGCCGCCAAGGAAGCCAAAGAAGAAGACAUUGCCUUGCCAACGGCCGAAGAAGAAGAAGCCACCACGGCCAAAACCAAGGCAGCUCUGGAUAUGAUUUUGGGAAAACACACGGCACUGGACAAGCCAUCUGGAACCGCCAUUAUCAAUGCACAGACGUCGCAAAAUCAAGAAGCCAAGACACAAUUUAUCAAAUACACUCCAAACCCCGAUGCCCCUGGCUACAAUCCAGCCGCGGCACAACGUGUCAUCCAAAUGGUGCCCAAACAAGUCGAUCCCAUGAUGCCUCCCAAACACAAACACAUCCAAGCGCCACGAGGACCCGCCGAAGAUCCCGUGCCGGUCCUCCAUGCCCCUGCCAAAAAAUUAACCAAAGAGGAACGAGAAGCCUGGAAUAUUCCAUCUUGUAUUUCUAAUUGGAAAAAUACCCGAGGUUACACCAUUCCACUCGAUAAGCGAUUGGCGGCCGAUGGACGAGGAUUGAGAGAACAUACCAUCAAUCCGGAUUUUGCCACCCUCAGUGAAUCACUCUACGUGGCGGAACGACAGGCACGGCAAGAAGUACGAUUGCGAGCGCAAGUCCAAAAGAAAUUGGCAUUGCAGGAAAAGGAACGACGAGAAGAAGAAUUGAGAGAAUUGGCCAAUCAGGCUCGUCUCGAACGGAGUGGAGUCGUGGUGGCGCCUCCCAAGGGAGGAGGAGACGAAUCGGAUUUGGAUGACGACGGCGAAGAUGGCAUCAAGGUACGAACCGUCCGUGACACUACUAAUAAUAGCAGUAGUGAACCAAGCAACGCACACAAAAUUCCAGCGACAGACGACGAAGUCGCGGCCGCACAACGAGAAAGACUCCGUAUGGCACGAAAACGAGAGCGUGAAAAAGAAUUGCGCAUGGAACAACAAAAGAAACAAAAAUUCGAAGACGAGCGCGAUGUUUCCGAACAAAUUGCUUUGGGCGUGCACCAAGGUACUGGUGCCUUGGCGGGAGAAGUCGAUGCACGCCUCUACAAUCAAUCUGCCGGAAUGGACAGUGGAUUUGGACGGGAAGAUGAAUACAAUACGUACAGCAAGCCUCUCUUUGACCGAACUGCUGGAGUGAGUGGUGCCAGUAUUUACCGACCCAGUCGAGAUGAACAAGCCAAUGCAGAUGAUCAAUACGCCGAGCUCAAGGCGGGUGCCACAUCCAAGUUUCAAGCUGGAAAGGGAUUUGCGGGAGCCGAAGGGGGCAUGGCGGUCAGUGCGGGUCCGCGUACAGGCCCUGUUCAGUUUGAAAAGAACAAGUGA